UUUGCAACUGGCAAUUUAGGAACCGGUACCGGUACGUGCAGAUUGGGAUUCCAAUUCUUGACAAUUUUUGAACAUUUUUCGUGAAGGCGAAUUAGUUAACAAAUAAAAAUGAGCGGCUUGGUAAGGACAGCUCAUAAGGUACUACAGACUUGUGUAAAAAAUACGAGUCUCGCUGCGGGUAUAGUGUCUCGCACACAAGUUCCUGUAAAACGUGACUUCACAAGGGGAAUAUGGCAUAUGAGCUGCUCCAAGAGGAUGGAUAGCACUUCAUCUUCAUCAAGUCUGCUUCACAACCAUUCCAACACCUGCAGCUGCGGCUGUGGAUUAAAAGCUCUACACACUAAAGGCGAACGAGAGCUAGUAGAGUUUCUAACUGAAGAGAUAGUGGCGGAGCGUAAAGCGCAGAAGGUAAAGACCUUACCAACUGAAGUUGAUGGAUUUGCAGUGAAAGGAGACGGUGCUGAAGUUACCUUGACUAAGCAGUUGAAGGAUGAAAUUGUAAGAAUAACAUUCAAUGUGAAUCAUACAGUCGACACAGAAGAUUUUGCAGAAGACACGCAACCAGAAAAACAGGAGUUUUCAGAAAUGCAUUCCAAACCUCAGUUUGAAGUUGAUCUGGUUCGUGGUGACACGACACUUGGAUUUACUUGCUCCUUCUUACAAGAUCCACCAUCAACCAAUGCUGAAGAAUACAACGACAUCUUUGGCAUUGAUGAAGUCACACUACACAAGGGAGAAUGGAAUGAUAAGGUGUAUGCAGUCGCUGGUGAUGUAUUAGAUGGGUACUUGUAUGAUCUGUUAAUGAAUCUGCUAGAAGAGAAAGGUGUCAGCAACGAGUUCGUUCAGAAACUGGCGGACUUUAGCACGGCGUACGAACACACUGCCUACAUCAAUCUAUUGGAGGGAAUUUCAAAAUUCACCACUGGCAAAUAAGAAGUAGCAACACAACAAAAAAUUUUAGUCGAAAUUUAUUUCUGUGAAACCCCAAGUCAUUGUUCAUAAAAAUAACUUUAUCAAGCACUAAAGCUGUGAGAGAAUGAAUAAUAUGUUUCCGUUUAUUUCGAAUAAUCAAAUACCUAUAAAUAUAAAACCUAUUAAAAGUUUGACUGCCUCAUAUAUUGUUUAAAUAUUUAUAUAUAUAUAUAUUUCAUGCCACUGGGUUUUUCAGUUUGAAUUUAUGUUUCGUUAUAAGAUGAGGCAUUUAUUUUGCUAUAGGGUAGCUUUAAAGAAUGUUUAGUUUUAAACAACAGUGUUGUUUUAAUUAGUGUUAAAUGUGUUUAGUUUUGAAUAAAUAUAUUCAAAUUU
Messenger RNA from Nymphalis io (European peacock), 1305 nucleotides. RefSeq names its product complement component 1 Q subcomponent-binding protein, mitochondrial (gene P32). Gene Ontology annotation, biological process: cytosolic ribosome assembly. Bases 109 to 933 code for a protein of 274 amino acids. The record is from RefSeq and is a predicted model, not a curated record. Lineage: Eukaryota; Metazoa; Arthropoda; Insecta; Lepidoptera; Nymphalidae. The transcript has 5 exons. Gene Ontology annotation, cellular component: mitochondrial matrix.